Drosophila bipectinata is the source of this 2477-nucleotide messenger RNA. RefSeq names its product Na[+]-dependent inorganic phosphate cotransporter type III (gene NaPi-III). Gene Ontology annotation, cellular component: membrane. Gene Ontology annotation, biological process: phosphate ion transmembrane transport. The record is from RefSeq and is a predicted model, not a curated record. NCBI's taxonomy places the organism in Eukaryota, Metazoa, Arthropoda, Insecta, Diptera, Drosophilidae. Gene Ontology annotation, molecular function: phosphate transmembrane transporter activity.
CUAACACCGAUCCAUAAUGGAGAGUUUCUCGCCGGAUCUACUAUGGAUGGUCGUCAUCGGCUUCCUGAUCGCCUUCGUCCUGGCCUUCGGCAUCGGCGCCAACGAUGUGGCCAACUCCUUUGGCACUAGUGUUGGCUCAGGAGUCCUUACCAUUCGACAGGCCUGCGUCUUGGCCACCGUUUGCGAGAUAUCCGGUGCCGUUUUAAUUGGCUACAAAGUUUCGGACACCAUGCGCAAGGGCAUCCUGGAGGUUGGCCUGUACGAGGGCUCGGAGGAGGUCCUGAUGCUGGGCUGCGUGGCUGCCUUGGCUAGCAGCGCUGUAUGGCUUUUGGUUGCCACCUUCAUGAAGCUGCCCAUCUCGGGCACCCACAGCAUCGUUGGCUCCACCAUUGGCUUCUCUUUGGUGGCCCGGGGUGUUCAGGGACUUAAGUGGUCCACCCUGGGCACCAUCGUUGGCUCGUGGUUCAUCUCGCCGGUGCUGAGCGGUAUUGUGAGCAUCCUCCUCUUCCUGGCCAUCCGCCGGUUCAUCCUUCGCGCCCAAGAGCCGCUCAAGGCCGGGUUCCGUUCGCUGCCCAUCUUCUAUGGCGCCACCUUCUUCAUCAACGUGAUCAGCGUAGUGCUGGACGGACCGAAGUUGCUCUACAUGGACAACAUCCCCGCUUGGAUAGCGCUCAGCGCCAGCCUGGGCCUCUCGCUCCUGGUGGCGAUGCUCACCCAGAUGGUGGUGGUGCCCCUGCAACGUCGCAAAAUAGCCAAGCGCCUGCGUGCCGAGAAUCCAGUCAAGUUCAACUUUGAGGACUCAGUGGAAUCCUCUCCGUCGGGAAGCCCCAAGAAGCAGCGGCGUCCUCUGUCGCUGGUCAGCGAGGGCAAACCCCUGCCCGCCAUCGCCGAGAUCACCGAGCUGGUCUCCUUGAGCGACAACUCGCCCAGGACCUUCAAGCUGGCCCCCUUCGGGCUGGCGGCCAAGAACAACAACGCCCCCGGCGAGGAGUACAAGAUCGAUCCGCAGCUGAUCAAGAAGGCCGAGGAUCUGCUCGGCAAGGCCAGCCUGGACAACACCGACCUGACCAUCACCAGUCUGAACUUCAUCGACGAGCAGCAGCAGCAGCAGAACCAGCAACAGCAAAACGGGCGCAAGCUGCAGGAGUGUUUCAAGCGAGUCCAGUCGCCCAAGGAGGAGCCAAAGAACAAACCCCAUGCCAGUGGAUCGGAUUCGGGAGCCGGAAAGGAAACGGGAGCCACUGCCAAAGCCACCAACAACAACCUGCAGGUGGUGGAGAGCGGCGGCAGUCUGGAUUUGAUGAUCAGCUCCACGUUGUCGCCCAACUCCAGCAAGGUGCCGCUGAUUGAGAGCAAAGAGGCGCUGAACGAGCAGGAGGACGAGUUCAAACGGGCGGCGGCCGGAGUACGAAGGGCCAGCGGCGGCGAGGAGACUCCCGAGAUCUCCAUGCUCUUCUCCUUCCUCCAGAUCCUGACGGCCACUUUCGGCAGUUUCGCCCACGGCGGGAAUGAUGUUAGCAACGCCAUCGGUCCCCUAAUCGCCCUCUAUAUGAUCUAUCGCGAGGGCUCGGUUAUGCAGCAGGCGGAGAGUCCCAUCUAUAUCCUGAUCUAUGGUGGCAUCGGCAUCUCCGUGGGCCUCUGGCUGUGGGGCCGACGUGUUAUUGAAACCAUUGGCAAUGACCUCACCAAAAUCACCUCAUCGACUGGCUUCACUAUUGAAAUUGGAGCGGCCAUCACCGUACUGCUGGCCAGCAAAAUUGGUUUGCCCAUUUCGACUACUCACUGCAAGGUCGGUUCGGUGGUUUUCGUCGGUCAUGUCAGUGCAGCCGGACGGAAGAAGAAUCAGCCCAAAGGCCAGGAAGGAUCGGAAGUUGAGAAGGUCGCCCAGCCGAAUGAAACGCCUCUGGCUGAUGGCAGUGUCGAUUGGCACCUGUUCCGGAACAUCGCCUAUGCCUGGAUUGUGACGGUGCCGGUUACGGCUCUGCUGAGUGCCGGAAUAAUGUAUGUGCUCUGUGCGAUCGCCGUGGAUGACAUGGGCCGGGACUAGAGGCCGGAGGCUGCGAUCAGAGCGUGUCAUUCAAUUAUUAAUUGUAAUAGCAUAUAUGCUAAUAAUGUUUCGUAAUUGUACAAGUUGGAAAACACAAAAACCUAAGAUUAAAAACGCCAGAGAAGACACAAGACAACAAGUGGGAGAAUCUUAACAAAAUUACUCGCCUAACUAAAAGCAUUGUACUUAGCUCAUAGAAAGUCUCUGAUGCUAACUGAUAUUAAUAUUAUUUAAUACGUGUACGCCAAGCAUGUCGUGAUUUUAUUCAAUAUUGAUACACUGCGAUUUUUGUUCACAACCGAAUGGCAUUUGAAACCCCGUUUGUAGACCUAGUCGCCAUCCACUCGAGAUAUUUUUCAACUUAUAAUUUACACCAAUCAAUAGAACAGAGCAAAACACUUGAAUAAAAUACAAACUAUGUACAACAAAA